Molecule: messenger RNA, 13793 nt
Organism: Podarcis lilfordi (Lilford's wall lizard)
Lineage: Eukaryota; Metazoa; Chordata; Lepidosauria; Squamata; Lacertidae
Source: the annotation of a GenBank genome assembly
GGUGUCACUGCAUAAUCUUUUAAUGGAAGCUGUAACUAACAAUUUGUUUAGGGUGGGGGAGAUUCCUUCCUUUGGUGGAAUAUGGCAUGUGUGUGUGAGACGCAUGCUCCCUCAGAGGUGGUUGGCAGAUCCUGACGUUCUGCCCUGUCCUUUAUAGCUACAUACAAUUUGCAUUAAUUCCUGGGCGGGGGGAAACCCAACUAUGAGUAAAAUGGGGAACGGCAUUUGCAAACCGGCGGUGCCGAACGUUUCAUGGACAUUCCAGUUCAUUGAAGAGGUCUUGCUAACAUGCGCUGUGGACCUUACUCUGGUUCAACUGUUUACCUGCUGUGGGGUUUGAGAGACCCGCAACAAAAUGUUGCAGUGUGGAGUGCUUAGAGGUGGGUGUGUGCGCGCGAAAACUUUUAAAAACAUAAUAAAUAUGUUUUAAGUAUCAAGUGACAUAAGAAAUAAAAGAAAGGGGGAAAACAAGAAGCAAUAAAUAUCCCAUGUGGCUAAAUCAACAUAAAUACACCACCACCUUACAUUUUCAGGUGUCAAAUACAAAACAGUCUCUAAAUAAUAGCUUUCAAAUAUCUGAUGGGAAAAGUCCAGCUUUCAGCUUUCCAGCCAGCCAGGCCCUUUCCAGGAAACUCCAUUCCAUCCGCCCUCCUUUCCAGUUUCGCUCCGUGCCUACUGCGCAUGCUCAGUCUUUGGUUUUGAUUCCCACCCUGCCCUUUCUUACAUAAGUUUUUGGGUGUUGAUGCUGCUGUCUUGGCUAAGUAAGGACUGGCACUCCGAUAACUGAGAUUGGCAUUGGUAUAUGGGCUGGAUUUGCUGCAUCCAGUGAAGGAAGUCCACCUGAACCCUGUUUCCUGUCUCUGGUAGUGGACAGCCAGAUCCUUCUGGAAAGCCUGCAGUCAGGCAACAGAAUGGUCCUCCACUGUUUUCCACCUCCAGCAUCUCGUAUGCAACAGUAAAGUGCCUCUGAAUAUGAAUUUUGUUGCCUUGCCUAUUAGUGGUUGUUGGUAGAUCCAACCCACCCCCAAAUAAUGGUCUGAUCCUUUUCAAAAGGCUAUUCUACUACAGUACAGAGUGUCAUCCUCCUCCUCUAAUCAUCCCUUGGCUAUGGUGCCUUGGGGCUAAUGGGCGUUCAGCGACACCUAAAGCCACAGGUUUCCCAUCCCUGAAUUAAAACAUGCUUCACCACAGAGUUAUGGCCCACUCUGAGACAAAAUUUCUCUCUCUCUUCAUCUUCCAAAGCUGAGGUCUGGGGCAGCCACUUCACCACCCUGAUGCCCUCCUGAUUAUUUCGGACCACAACUGCCACAACCACUAGGGAUGGCUACCUCUGAAGUGUAGUUCGGGGCUGCGUUGGCAAAAGCCUCCCUCCUCCAGAUCUACAAAUAGCUCUCCUCAGGGAAACUGGAUCAAAGCCGAAAGGGGGGCCUUUUCUUCUGAGUUCACGGAAACCUCGAUGAAUCCACAUCAGGUUUUUUUUUAUAUAUAUAUCAAAAAAAUAAAAAUAAAAGUGUGGUUUGACCUUUUAAAAACGCCUUUUCCAUACUGAUCUGCUGAGUCGCAGGUUCUGUGAUUCACCGAAAAAGUGCGAAUUCCCAGUGGCUCCCAGCCGGCUGGCUUGCGAAGGCCUGGUUUUGAUUUGGGUUAUUUAUGCUCGCAGACGGAGGUGGGAGUGGAAAGAGGGCAGCCUUUCUCAAGGUCUUAAAAAAAAAAGUUUCAGAGCAAGCGGAGAGGAAGGGGGAGAGUUGAAGGAGGGAUAAUAACAUUGCAGUGUGGGCUCAAGGGCAGUGGAACUGCGAAGAGGACUAAGUCAGUUCACCUGUCCAUCUAGCUCAAUAUUGUCUGCAAUGACUGGCAGCAGCUAUCCAACGAGGCGUCUUUUCCAGUCUGCCUGGGAUCAAACACAGGACCUUCUGCGUGCAAAGCAGGUGCUCUGCCACUGAACUACGGCCCUUCCCCUAAAAUAAGUUUUCAGUCCUCAUUAUUCUGAAUUACGAGGGCUGAUUUAAACAGGAACACAGGAAGCUGCCUGGUCCAUCGAGCCCAGUGACUGGCAGCACCUCUGCAGGAUUGCAGGCAGUGUUCGCAUAUCAAGAGACUCUAUGGAAUUGCCAGUGCUCAGAGGAGGCUACCUGUUGCAUCUCUGUAAGAGUUGCUGCUCUGCUGAUCUGUCUUUACUUUUGCUCCAUCUUUGCACUGGAUGUGAUUACCUAAUUCAAGUGAUACAGGGAAGCCACAGAAAGAGAGACUCAAGAGAUGUUGCCUAUUGCAUCUCUGCCGGAGUCAUUGCCUCUUUCCAGUCAACCUCUCUUUAAAGGGAAAGGUAAAGGGACCCCUGACCAUUAGGUCCAGUCGUGGCCGACUCUGGGGUUGCGGUGCUCAUCUCGCUUUAUUGGCCGAGGGAGCCGGCGUACAGCUUCCGGGUCAUGUGGCCAGCAUGACUAAGCCGCUUCUGGCGAACCAGAGCAGCGCACGGAAACGCUGUUCACCUUCCUGCCAGAGUGGUACCUAUUUAUCUACUUGCACUUUGACGUGCUUUUGAACUGCUAGGUUGGCAGGAGCAGGGACCGAGCAACGGGAGCUCACCCCGUCGUGGGGAUUCGAACUGCCGACCUUCUGAUCGGCAAGUCCUAGGCUCUGUGAUUUAACCCACACAAAUCGGCCAUAUCUCAGCAUCCAGGUGUGCUGCAUUCGUCCAGAUGGAACUUUCUGGGGAGGCUGUCUCUGCUGCGCGAUUCCCAUCAGGAAGCCCCUCAAAAUCACUGCUCCCCUCCAGGAGCUACAAUUCUCAAGACUGUGGUUUACAUUUAAAGGCAACCCUACCCGCAGUCGUGCCAGACAUUUAAAGGGGUAUCAAGCCACUUUCAGCAGUCACGGCUUCCCCCCAAAGUAUCCUGGGAGUUGUAGUUUGUGAAGGGUGCUGGGAGCAAUUGCUCAGCACCUGAGUUACAGUUCUCCGAGUGGUUUGACAGUCAACUCCUCCUCGCAGGGAAGUUUGUGAAUCGCUCCUCCGGGAGGAGCAGGGAUCUCCUACCAAUUCUCAGCGCCCUUUGCAAACUUAGUUCCCAGGAUUCUUUGGAGACGUCAAGGCUCUUGCAAGCGCCGUAGGACUGCAAUAAAUGGACGGUGCGCACGGAAGUGGAAGAUCCGGCUAGCCAGAUAGCAGGCCCCUUCAAGCAGCAUAAGUUUGGUGGAGCCCCGGGCGAGGGAGCCGCGGCCCUUUCCCCUCGGAUCGUGUCGCCAGGCUGCUCCCCUCUCGGCAGCCCCGGGGAGGCGGGUCUCUCUCCGGCCUCCGCCCCUCGCCCGAGGCGGCCGCCUGCGCGUCCCUCUCGCCAGUGCGCUCCGGGCGCGCGGAGGAAGAAGGAGGCGCGAUGGUGGGGCGGCUCAGCCUGCCGGACGUCCCGGAGCUGCCGGACUCGAAGCGCCGGGCCGAGCGGGGCCUCGACAGCCCCGACUCCGGGCUGCCCCCCAGCCCCAGCCCCGGCAGCUGGCUGCUCUCGGGCGGCGGAUCGGAGCGGGGAGGAGUCGCCAAUGCGCUGCCGGAGACCGAGAGACCGGAGACCAAGCCGCUUCCCAAGGUGAGUGCAGGAAAGCAGGCGCCUGCGUCUGUCCCGGCGUGGGACCGGAGUGAAUCCGGGUUAACGGGGUAUGCGUGCACGGCGAUGCAGGUCCAAACGCUAGCAAGGGAGCGUCGAGCGGGGGAUGCAAUCCGAAUUAGCGGCGCGGCUCAAGCGGGAUUAGGGGAGGCUGUGGACGAGUGCGCAAAGCGGAGUGUGGAAUUGGAGAGCUAAUCCGGAGUAUGCGAGUCCAUGUAGUGCGGGCUCAAGGCGCUCUUGACGGUGCAAUCCCGAACAUGUUUUAUCUGACGCUAAGGUUCAGGGGGAUGGACUGUCUAAACUACUCAAGCGAGUUUUUUUAAAUACUGUAUAUAUAUACUAUUGCAGUGUGAACUGGAUCAUACUCGGUGCAACAUAAAAUCCAGCGCGCUCGCAUUUUGUUUUGCAACGCAAAUAAAACGCAAAGCAGCCUCUGCAGAUCCGGGCGAGGUCAGUUUGAGAUGCCAAACUAGCAACAAAUUCCUUGCCCUCCUUCUGCCUCCCUUGACGUGGUGCUUUCUGAGACCCUUCGGGGACUAGGCAGGUGCAUUUGUAACCCCCACUUCCUGCCUAGCUGUGGCUCCAGUUUCCCUAACUGGUGCAAACUGGAGAACCCCUCUUCCCCCAUUGUAGUAUUUUCCUUCUGGAGACGACCUGUUCCAGCUCCCCGAGGGAGCAAUCGAGGGUUUUCACUUGGGGGACUUCAUCAUCUGGAGAUCCUUCGCAUCAUGGUAGUAGAGUUAGGCCAUCAUGAUCACUGUGCCCAUUUUGCAGACUGGAUGCCGCAGGCAGUGUGGUGACUCGUGUUGGGAUUGUCCAAAUCUCAAGGGUGCCAUCCUGUGCCCAACCUGCUGCACUAGAAUUUAGUGGAAUCGGCUUGCCAUGAUGAGAGGGGCGUAUGCAACAACCCCGCUAAAUGUUUUCAGUCAGAUGCCACUGCAUAUCGCAAGCUAGUGUGUUGAUGAUUUCUUGUGCCUCUCAAGAGUCUCCGAGUGCAUGGUGGGCGGGAAUAGUAGGGGGUUAUGAGCAGGGGUGGGGGGCUGCUAGGAUCCCCAAGGGCUCUGUGGGUGGGCUAUUACUGUAUGUUGUACAUAUGAAUUUCCCAAAUUCACUUGUGGGAUUAUGGGGCCCCGGCAAUUGUCAUGGGACCUCCUAACGUUUCGUUUCUUUAUUAUUAUUAUUAUGACAUUUAUAUGAAGAGCUCAGGGUGGCAUACAUGACCCAUAAGACUGGACAUAUAUUUAUAUGAAUUCCCUGAAUCUUUGUUUCAUUUGCUGAUGUUUUUAUGCUGCUCAAGUUUGUAUUUUUCCUUUUUUAGCUGGGUUCACUUUUCAUAUUGCACAUAGUUUGGAGGUUUUUGAACUAUUCGGCUGUUUGGAAAGGCUUUGAAAUAAAUACAUGGUUCUCCCCACCCUCCCUGUUUUUAACCUCCUAACAACAACCCUGUGAGGUCGGUCUGGCUGAGAUGACCCCUGGUGAGCUUCCUCGCUGAUUCCAGGAUUUGAACCCUGGUCCAACCAGUAUACCAAACAGGCUUCCAAAAAGGAUUCUCUCCCCCACCCACCCCCUGUACAAUGUGAUUCCCACCUCCAGCACGGUGACAGACCAUUUGUGUCCUGUUAAUAAUUUCUCUUCCAGGCAGCUGCUACGGAAUGUAAACCAACAUUUGGUGCGCAGCUGCUGUGUCCCCCCAACAUGCUGCAACAGGAUUCGGAGACAGGUGGGAUCAGGAGAGGGAGAGCGUUAUCUGGGGUCUGUGGCUUUCUCCGCUGAAUAUUACUGCCCCACAUACAGAUAGUUGUGGGGAGGUGGAGGCAGUUACCCCAGCUCAGCCACGGAGUUGUCAGUAUAAAUGUACCUUGUCCACUUCCUCUUCUGCUCCCUUUUGCCUAUGAGAUUGCCUUGCCACAUAUACUCAACCGCUUUGAUUGGUGGAACUGGUGCUCUUACAGGUGCCACAUAAUACCUGUUCCACAUCUGUUAAGACCUCCGUCUUUUAUUGUCUUUGGAACUCCCUGCCUGUUGAUGCCAGCCCAGGCGCCUUCACUGUACUCUUUUCGGCUCCUGUCAAAAUCACUUUUGUUUAGACAAGCCUGCCCAGAUGCUCAGAAAGUUGGUGAGUGUUAUAAUCUGUUUUUAGACUCUAGUUCAUGGGUAGGCAAACUAAGGCCCGGGGCCCGGAUCCAGCCCAAUCGCCUUCUAAAUCCGGCCUGUGGACGGUCUGGGAAUCAGCAUGUUUUUACAUGAGUAGAAUGUGUCCUUUUAUUUAAAAUGCAUCUCUGGGUUAUUUGUGGGGCCUGCCUGGUGUUUUUACAUGAGCAGAAUACCGGUAUGUGCUUUUAUUUAAAAGGCAUCUCUGGGUUAUUUGUAGGGCAUAGGAAUUCAUUCAUUUCCCCUCCCAAAAUAUAGUCUGGCCCCCCACAAGGUCUGAGGGACAGUGGACCGGCUUCCUCCUGAAAAAGUUUGCUGACCCCUGCAGUUUAAAUCUUUUGAGAGUUUUAAACUAUUAUUGUUAAUUUUUUCCUAUUGAUUUGUUGUUUUAUUUUAAUUUUUGUAUCUUUUUGAGGUUUCUUUGUAAAAACAAGCAGCGUGCAAAUUUUAUGAAGCUAAUAAUUUUGUCACUUUGGGCUAGCUAGCAUACACAAAAGAUAACAGGUUUUUAAACGAUAGACUGGCUGCGGUAGUUUGAAGCCCAUACAGCCUCUUGGUUCUGACUUUGCAACCACUAGGGUGGAUUGGAAUCCCCUGCACCCGUUAAGACUGCAUGUGAUGAAGGCACUUAGGUGUAGUGAUUAGAGUGUCAUACUAGGACCAGGGUUCAAAUCCUCGCAUAGCUAUGAAGCUCACUGGGCAACCUUGAGCCAGUUACUGCCUCUUAGCCUAACCUACCUCACGGGGUUGUUGUGAUGAUUACACGAGGAGGGGGAGAACCAUAUUUGCCGCCUUGAGCUCCUUGGAGGAAAAAAAAUGGGAUGUAAAUGCAAUAAAGAAAUAAAUGUUGAAAAUGUAGGGGAACUGGGUAGUGGUUAGAGGGUGUGAAGGGAGUAGCUAAAUAAUAUUUUAGCCUGGCUACGAAUGACACCCCCCUUCCCCAAUUUGCAGGAAUUAAUUCCCUGAAGUGUAUCUCCUCCCCUUUAUUUGCAGACUUCUCUGGAGACAAAAUACAAGCAAAGAAUAAAAUUGGUUUUUUUUGCUUUCUUAUGUUGGAGGGAGGAAAGGAGGAGGAAUUUUGGUUUGAUUCUCCUGAAAUGUAGGUACUAGGAAACAGCUGUGACUCUUUGGUGUGGCUUCUUUGAAGCAAGAACUCAGAGCCUGACCCCAAGUUGAAAUGGAAGUCAACGAGGGGAUGUUGAGUGGGGCAACCCGGCCAGAUGGGCAGGGUAUAAAUAAAAUAAAAUUAUUUUAUUUAUUUAUUUAUUUGUACCCCCCAAGUCGGGGACAGGGCACUGGGGUGGAUGAGUGGGUGUUCAUCCACUAGCCACUGAAUUUACACUAAGUAUCUUGGUUACUUGGGGCAUUUCAAGCCUGUUUUUUUGGGUUGGGUUUGAUUGUGUAUCGGCAAACUCAGGUUUUGCUGUUAUAGUUGGUUAGGAGAUCUUGCGCAACAAGCUUGCUUCCCCAAACAGGCUCCUUUUUUUUGCGAUGGGCAAAUGCACUUUGGAAAGUGUGGGGGUAAGGCUCGCAUCUAACCUCUGUCCAAAGGAAUCAGAGCGGAAUGGGCCUUAAGCAGAGCAGGCGACAGAUCAGGAUUGGAGGCUUGUUAAAUAACCCACGUUAUCUAAUCUCCCUGGGAAAGAAAGAGAUGAAUGUUCCAGAAAUGGGUUGUCUGGAAGCCUUGUAGGGCGGCACGUUUUUUUCAUGGCUUGGUUUUAGACAGAGGUGUUGGAAGAGAAGGAACUGUUUUUCCAAGAGGUGUAGCUGCCGGGGCUGAAAUGGUUUCAGCGCUGUUUAAGGACUGGAUCGAGUUAAGGGCCAGGAGAGGUGUGAGAAAUGUGUUCCACCUCUUCCGCCUUGCCAGGACAGUAGCAGCGCCUGCAGCGUCUGCGUGGGAAUUGUCUCUGUCCAAAACGCUAAGGACUUGAGUUCAUAACUUGCAGUGCUGGGCGGUUUUCUUUCCUUUUCUUUUUGCUUCUUUGUUUUUGGCUGAGCUGAUGUUGCUCAACCUCACUUUUCCAUCUUUAAAAGAGGAAAAGAAGAGGAGGAGGAAUUAUUGUGGCCAAAUAUGCAGGCUGAACUUUUUAUAGGACUGCAAAGAACACUGUAGGCUGAGGCUGUUAAAAAGAAAAAGGAAAAAAGUAAGAGCUGCUGAAAUCGGAAUGUGUUGGAUCUUUUUAAGGGAAAAAACAAAACCUUGAAAAUGUAAAAGUGUGACCUGUGUCAGAUUUGUGUUCGCUGAUACAGUAUGUGUGAUGACAAGAUUCUUUAACCAGGAAGGGCUGUAGCUCAGGAAGGAAGUAUAUGCUGGCAUGGAGACGGCUCCGGGUUCAAUCCACAAUGGCAUCUCCAGGUGGGGCUGGCAGAGACUCCCUCCUGGAACUCAGGAGGUCUGCUGCUGCCAGUCAGUGUAGACAAGACUGAGCUAGUCUGACUUGGUAGAAGGCAGCUUCCUUUCCUGUGCUCCUAACAGCGGCAUUGCUACUGUGAAUCGCCGUCCAGGGCAAGGAAGGUUUUCCAGGACAGGGGCCAUGCUCCUUUUGGGGCCACAUGCCAGUGGUGGGCGGGGCCAGGGGCAAAAGUGGGUGGAGCAACAAAUGCAAAUUUUCAGUCCGUUUUUCUUUUUUUUAAAACACUUCCUGACAUGACCUCUAUCUAUCCUCCACCUUCACAAGCCAGAGACAUUGCCAGAGUGCAAGGACACAUUUCCAGCCAUGCAAAAACGCACAAGGAGGGCUCAGGUGAGGGGUGUGGCUUUCAGAGAGGGGGUGUGGCCUAGAGAGGGUCUCACGUUUGGGCCCUGGAAAUGAGGUUCUGUGCUCUGGCUUUGUAAGAUUGGCAUAUAUUUUUGGAUAUAAAAUAUCCACGCCUUCUGUUGUCUUUCAUGCCUUCUGCCGUUUGAUAGUGUCACUGUUCAGUGUUUUGCCUGCCAACUUCCCAUGCCUUUCAUUUUGCAGGAGACCUCGUCUUCUCCCAGCCCGUUGCUCCCUGGCUGCUCCUCUCGCUUAUGCCCUCUGUCCUUUGGGGAAGGAGUGGCGUUUGAUCCGUUGCCGCCCAAGGAUAUAAGGUACGCUGAAAGUUGUAAAAGGAGGAUAGCAAAGAUGACCAGCAGGAUUUGUCAAAGCCCAUCGCUGGGUGGAGAAGCGAGAUGGCCUUGUGUGGACCUGCAGAGUCAAGUGCAUUCCUGGGCAUUGGAGACUGGGGGCAGCCUGCCGCAUUUCACAAAGAGGAAAAUAGCGCUUUGCGUAUUGGAGCACAAUUCCCUGAGGCUUGGGCUCAAAGAGCUGUUUUAGGCACAAACAGAGGCCUGCUUUCUGUUAUCGGCUGACCCACAUGCAGUAUCGCAGACUGAUUUUGGAAGCCCCCUCAAAAGUGGUUUGUCAGGCAGGCUUCUGCUCGGAUAAACUAUUAUUUAUUAGAUUUAUAUCCGUCAUCGUAAGAUCUCAGGGCAGUCCACAGAGUUUAGGCAUUACCAAACAAUUCUGCCAGGCUUAUGCAAGCAAUUAAGAGUUCACAAUGGUUUGUUGAUACUUGUUUUUCAUUUUUUUACUGUUAAAUUGCUUUAAAAUGCUUUUCUUGUAUGUUUUUGAUCUUUUUAAUGUUGUAAACUGCUUUGCUAUGUUUUUAAGCAGCAUAUAAUUUAAAAAUAAACCUAUAAAAUCUGCAGCCUUUUUAGCUAAAGUGUUCUGGCAAGUGUAACGAUGCUAACUGUUCUGUCCUGUCUGUUUUCUCCCUCUGCUCCGCCCCGCGUCAAUAGGUACACCUCUUCGGUGAAAUACGACUCUGAGAAGCACUUCAUCAACAAUAUUUCUAUGCCGAUGGGGCUGGGAUUGUCCUCUUGCAGCCAGACGGUCAUCUGCGUCCCCGACAACACUUGGCGCAGCUACAAAGCGGAGGUGCACCUCGAACCGCGCCCCCGGCCCAGGAGUUUCUCGAGCACCACAAUCGUCUACCCCAAGCACACCAAGACUGUGUACACCACCACACUGGAUUACAACUGCCGAAAGUUCAUGCGGAAGUUCCUGUCCAGCGUGGAGCUGGAAUCGACUGGGAGUGAUAACAACCCUGAUGGUUGCUGACUACAAUUUCUCUCUCUGUCUCUUUCCCUCCCUCUCUCUCUGCUGUUGCAACAUGAUGGGUUUCCGUCGCAUCGUAAGCUCUCCACCCGAUGGAAAUGGAUGAAACCCUGAAUUAGCUUUGCCUCCCGAACGAAUUUCCUCUUGUAGCUACCUCUCCUCCACGGCACGUCUUCAGCCUUAAGGAUCCUGUGGGCCUGCACUUAAUUUAUGUCUACAGGAACGCAAAAACAAUUUUCUCCGAGGUCACUUUUUCUCCUUUCUUUUGCUGUCUUUUCCUUGUGUGGGGUGAAAAUGAGCGGACCUUUCUGUUCCAAGAAGUAACUUGUUCGUGGAGAAGAGAAGGAGCUUAGGACAAAGGCUUUCAAGCGAAAACAAUUCCUGAACUGGCAAUUGGAAACCAUCCUAGUUGCUCCUGUGUCAAGUAACUUUAUAUAUAAAAAAGAACUCUUUCCCACCUAAAAACCAUAACUUAUUUUCGAUAGUCUCAUUUAUUACGUUAAUGUAUUAAAACAGAUUUUUUGCCAGGGAGGGCUGGCUGGUGGUCAAAUCACAGUUAUAGAUUGUCACUCUAUAAACCUUACCGAUCACACUCUUUAUGUGUUAUGCCUGCGUCUUUUAAGGAAGCCCCAAAAUCAGGCCAGUUGUGGUUUGGCAUAAAAACACAAUAAUUACUAGGUUAUCGGUUUCCCAGAUAUGCAUUAUAUAGCAUGUUUUAUUUAAUUCAUUGCGGACUUGUCCAACAGUUCACUUUGGUUAAAUUUGGUUGAAGUUGCUCCUGCAGGGCUUGUAGCGAGUAUAAAGCUAAUAUUUACCUUGGGAUCAUCAUCAUUUAACGCAUCGUUGCUUUAAAAGAUGCAACAUUUUGCAAAUGCCACAAUUCACGAGUGCUUUGGAAAGCUGAGGAUAAUGGUGGCACAACCUUAGGCAAUCUCUUUUGGAUAAUGACUUUCAGAUUUCUAUGAUGAAAGUAGUAAUUCUGUGGCCCAGCAGCAUGCUAAGCUACUGUUAAUGGGAGAUUCAGAGCCACUUCCUUUGUCCUGGCUGCCUAAAAUGUGUGUGUUGUGAACAGAUCAUUUGAGUAAUUCUUCACAGGCACAAAAGGAAGAUCUGACUUGACCCCUCUGUGUACUGGGGCAGAUACUUUGGUCCAUCUAGCUUAGAAUAAUUGACACUGACCAGCAGGAAGUCUCCAGGGUUUCAGGAGGGAGUCACCCUAUCUGCAGAUGCCAGGGAUUGAACCUGGGAUCUUCUGCAUGCAGUGCAGAUAUUCUAUUACUACGCCACAACACUUGCCCCAAGGGUCUUAGGAAGAUUUGCAGUAGUGUGUCAAAACAGUUUUGGUAAAUUUGGACAACUGUUUCACUACAAAGGCAGAGUGAGAAUUCUGGAUACAUACACCCCUAGAAAUCGGUCCUAAAUAUUGAGCAGCAUAGAGGCAUCUGAGAAUUUUAUUCUGUCUCCAUAGCAGUGCCUCCGUUUGUGGUCGGAGACUUCCUGGUUGUGAGGGGUAGAUUAAACCUCCUGCAAUAAUCGGGACUAGAGGUGUGACCCAGUUGGCCAGCUCUGAUUCAGAGGUCAGCUUUCUCCAGGGGAAAGCGGCAGGCCAGGGCAGUCUGGAUGAGCCCUAUGUUGUGUCGAGAGCUUCCCCUUCCCCACCAACUUUUUCUUUGAAAGCCUUGUUCUGUUUUUAGUCUGAAAAACAAUUUACAUUGCCUGUUGUAACAGCCAUUCCCUGUCAACAAAUCUCAGUAAAUUUCAGGAAGGCUGUGAGAUGGCUGGGGUUUUGUGUUUGUGUUUUGCCAGUGGUUCCCUCUACAAAAAUAAACAGCUGAGAAUCUUGAGGCACCUGAAAGGCUGAUGGGUUUAUAAUGGCACUGCCAAACAGCGCAAACAAGAUUUCACUUUCUUUCCGCCAACAGUUCCCCGGCAGGGUCUCUUGUUGAAGUUUUAUUGUUAUGCUUUUGCAAGCACUUUGACCAAAGGAAACAUUCCCUUUUAUAAAAAAAAUGUAUCCCCCCCCCUAAAUGUUGCUGAAAUAUAGAGCAGAUGAAGCAUGGGAGAAGUUCCUUAGACUGGUUGGAACAGAAGUUGUUUUGUGGGGGGGUGUAAGUCUGUUUCACUCAUAAGAAGUUAUGAUCUCUACACCUUAAAGGUGUGCAGGAGAGAUUCAGUUUGGGCAAGAACAAGUUUAGUUUUUGUCAGGAAUCCAGAAUGGAGCAGAAAGUCCAGUCAGUUGAGUUUGUUCUUGCAAGUGUGAUUAAUGGUAAGUGUAAGGUAUUUUGUGGUGUUCCAUGUGUGAAGGCAGGGUUGCUUCAUGGUAAGAAGGGGAAAUUGUUUUUGAGUUAUUAAUUUGAUUAUAAUUGAUGGUUCCUUUGCUGUGAAGGGAACUAGAAUCUAGGGAAUCUUUUGCAAAUGUUGCACACUUUUAAAGAAAACUUUGGGGAUGCUACUGCCCCCCUCCUCCACCCCACCAUGCCAUGGCCAAACCAAAGCUAAGUUUUCAAAAGCCAGGAACUCUGUAUGCAAACAAAAUGCUGUAAUCUCUGGUGCAGGAUGCAAACAACAUGCUAUCAUUUCCGGUGCAGGGUGCAAACAAAUUACUCUGUUACUGCAUAGUCAUAGAGAAACACUGAAUUUGUUGUUUUUUUGUUGAGUUCUGCAGAAGGAGCAAUAACAUUAUUUGAAGUAGCAGAAAAACCUUUAUGAAAGGAGCAAGGUGUAGGAGUCAUUCCUCACUUAAUUUUGCAUUGCUGUUGCAAAAGCAGCUGAAUGUACGGUAUAUAAAAAAAGGACAUGUAAUUUUCCUACUGGGUAGGGUUACCAAGUAGCGUUUAAGGGGGAAACGACUGAGGACUUAGACAUUCCUUGAGGAGUGACUGUUUUGUUAGUAAUGACCAAGUACUCAUUGUCAUUGCUGCAUACCUAGCAGUGUGAAGAAGUGAUCUAAGAACUUGUAGGGAAAGAAAAAGGAAAAAUAUAUGAAAAUAACAACAAGAGAUGUGGAAAAAUAAUAAGAAAGGACUGGAUAGUACUGUGAACAUCAUAAGGUUAGAUUUGUGGACAUUAAAACAGCAGUAAGAAGCAAGAAGUUGAUUGGAUCCCUUCGGAACUUGAAAUAUGGGUACCCCCCAAAAAAUUUAAAAUUCGGCUGUGUAAUUUGGAAUUUAUGUAAUUUGGUUUGAUUUGAUGUGAUUGGUCGGUUGAUAAAAAAUUAUUCUUAAAAAAAAAACUUGUAGGGCUGCCUAUGGGAAGAUGUCCUCUUAACUUUUGAAUCUGUGAGCUCUCUGGGAAUACUAGCAAGUUGUUUUUGUUUUAAAAACACAUGCACACAAGUUUCUAGUUCUUGUGGUAAAAUGAACAUGGAAAGAUGGGCAGGUCUCUUUGCUGAAUUCUUUGCAUAGAUGGCAGCUGACGGAGUAACAAGUGCAAAUUUACCCCUAGAGCCUUUCUGCGUACUAGCCCCAAAUCGUCUAGCAGUGAUAUUUUAACUGGGCAAACAGAAUUUGGGGAGAGGCAUCCCACAUGGGAUGAGAGAUGGGAUUUGAAAAAGGAUGGGCUAUCGAGUCCCUAGUGCUGCAAAUGCACGUGGUUCAAAAAUACUGAAAAAAGAGAGCCCAGCAUUGGCAGCGCAUUAUUGUGGAUUUUUUUGAAUGGGCUACAAGAAUGUGUGGUAUUGCAAAUAAGGUUUCUCUUUUUUAAAAUAAUAAAAAAGGUACAAAAAUGUUUUGGGAAUAGGAAAAGCAUCCAGUGUGGACCCAAUAGGGAGAUGAGAUGUUUGCAACUCUUUGCUCACAAGUCACUUAUUCACAUUGUCAUUCCCUCAGUUAAGCAUCCUCCAUAGCAGCCCUAAAAACCAGCUCUGUGGAGCUGAUUUAUGUGCAAAAUGUCUCAGAUUCAAUCCCUGGCAUCUCCAUGAAAGACUGGCAAGGAUUCUUGUAAUAAUAAUAAUAAUAAUAAUAAUACC